AAGGUUUUUUAUUAUUUUUUAAUGAAGUGCGCGUGAGAUUUAUCACCGUCGUGUUCUGGUCAUCAUGCCGUACGACUCCAUGAGUAAAUUGGGCUUUCAAGUGGUGAAGCAGGGUGCUGAAGCGAAGCUUUGGAGUGGAACAUUGUUCGGAAUGAAGUGUUUGGCCAAGGAGCGAUUUCCCAAGAAAUACCGCCACCCGGAACUCGACGAGAUUUUGACCAAAGACCGGUUGCGGGCUGAGGCCCGAAAUCUUGCCAAAGCCAGAGCAUUAGGAAUUUUGGCGCCAGCGGUGCUUUUUCUGGACCUCGAGCGAAACGUUCUCUUUCUCGAAGAAAUCCCGGAAGCCCGAACCAUGUCCUCCGUCAUAGAAACCCGGACUGCUAGCGUAUCCGACCUGGGGUCUUCCGUGGGUGAAAUCGUGGGUCUCCUGCAUCGCCACGGGAUUAUCCACGGGGACCUGACCACGUCGAACCUGUUGCUGGAUCCGGAUCAACGCCUUUACAUCAUCGAUUUCGGUCUCUCCGAAGCGUCGACUGCCCCGAUGGAACGAGCAGUUGACUUGUACGUGCUUGAGCGAGCAGUGACGAGUGCGCAUCCGGGAAUCAGUCAAGACUUUUUGAAAGCCGUGUUCGCGAGAUACAAGGAAGUGUUUCCCGGAGGCGAGUCCACGUUUCCGGUGUUGCGUGAAGUGCGGAGUCGCGGGCGGAAACGAGACAUGGUGGGAUAAAAAAAAAAUUAAGAAGGAAGAAGAAGCGCAUCUCUUUUUUUUGUUGUGUUCGUGUGUCUUCCUGUUUUUCGUUUCUUUUUACUGUACUGUGUAUACCCUGUGGGCCGGUGUCUCGUCGUUUUUAUUCUUGACCAGUUUUGAGUCUCUUUAUUGCACAGGAACCACUUUGGAGUAUUUUUUUCUGGGCUUUUUUCUUUCCUUCUUUCUUUCUUGUCAAGUACAGUAUGCAUC
Notodromas monacha is the source of this 958-nucleotide messenger RNA. Lineage: Eukaryota; Metazoa; Arthropoda; Ostracoda; Podocopida; Cyprididae. The record is from the annotation of a GenBank genome assembly.